Labrus mixtus (cuckoo wrasse) is the source of this 2394-nucleotide messenger RNA. It is a transcript of the gene alg8, whose product is annotated as ALG8 alpha-1,3-glucosyltransferase. The coding region runs from base 37 to 1704 and encodes 555 amino acids. Lineage: Eukaryota; Metazoa; Chordata; Actinopteri; Labriformes; Labridae. Gene Ontology annotation, cellular component: endoplasmic reticulum membrane. Gene Ontology annotation, molecular function: dolichyl pyrophosphate Glc1Man9GlcNAc2 alpha-1,3-glucosyltransferase activity. Gene Ontology annotation, biological process: protein N-linked glycosylation. The record is from RefSeq and is a predicted model, not a curated record. The transcript has 12 exons.
UAAAGUUUUGGAUACAAAAUCAACAUCGUCACUGUCAUGGCGGCGCCCGUGAUGGACAGUUGGAGCUGGUUUCCAGCGUUAGCACUGGGAGUUUCUUUCCUGAAAUGUCUGUUUAUCAGCGCCUAUCAUUCCACAGACUUCGAGGUGCACAGGAACUGGUUGGCCAUCACGCACAGCCUGCCCGUGUCCAGGUGGUACCACGAGAACACCUCAGAGUGGACUCUGGACUACCCGCCGCUGUUCGCCGUGUUCGAGUUCGGUCUGUCCCACGUGGCUCGACACUUUGACAGAAACAUGCUGCAGGUGGAGAAUCUGAACUAUGCCAGCCCGCCCACCGUCCUCUUCCAGAGACUGUCGGUCAUUUUUACUGACCUGGUUUUUAUCUACGCUGCCAAAGAGUGCUGCAGGUGUGUUCAGGAGCAGAAAGGUUCUCGGGAUGUUUUGAAUCGACCCUCCUUCGUCCUCGCCGUUCUUCUUCUCUGGAACUUCGGCCUCCUCAUCGUCGACCAUCUUCACUUCCAGUAUAACGGCUUCCUGUUUGGCAUCCUGCUGCUGUCGGUGUCUAAACACCUGCAGGUACGAGCUCACCUGUAUCUGAUCGUGUCGUAUUUAAACACUUCAUCAAACUUCAAAGGCUUUCUAAAUGUGUCAGUUAUUUGUGUGUUUCAGUCUCAGCACCUGCAGGGGGCGCUGCUGUUUUCCAUCCUGCUCAACCUGAAGCACAUCUACCUGUACGUGGCUCCGGCGUACGGCGUCUACCUGCUGAGGAGCUUCUGCUUCAGUCAGGACAACAAAGACGGCUCGAUCAGGUGGAGGAGUUUCAGUCCGCUGCGUCUGCUGGCUCUGGGCGCCAUUGUGGUCUCUGUAUGCGCUCUGUCUUUUGGCCCCUUCAUCGCCAUGGGUCAGCUCCCUCAAGUCCUGUCCCGUCUCUUCCCCUUUAAGAGGGGCCUCUGUCACGCCUACUGGGCCCCCAACAUCUGGGCCCUCUACAACAUCCUGGACAAGAUCCUGGCGAUGCUCGGUGUUCGUCUGAAGCUGCUGCAGGAGGCGGAGCUUCCUCGAGCCUCCAUGACGGGCGGCUUGGUUCAAGAGUUUCAGCACUCGGUCCUCCCCUCCAUCUCGCCGUCCAUCACACUCGUCUGCACUCUGCUGUCCGUCCUGCCGGCUGCGGCGUCCAUCUGGCGGCGUCCCCGUGGUGCUCGGGGUUUCCUGCGCUGCCUGCUGCUCUGCGCUCUCGGCUCCUUCAUGUUCGGCUGGCACGUCCACGAGAAGGCCAUCCUCCUCGCCAUCCUGCCACUCAGCAUCCUGGCGGUGGAGAGCAGAGAGGAUGCUGGGAUCUUCUUGAUCCUGAGCACCACGGGUCAUUACUCCCUGUUCCCGCUGAUCUUCACCCCCGCAGAGUUGCCCAUCAAAGUUGCGUUGAUGCUGAUGUUUGUGAUCUUCUCUUUCAUCGCCCUGACGAAGCUUCACAGCAACAGCGGAGUGGCCUCUCUCCUUCAUCCUCUGGAGUCCGUCUACCUGCUGGGACUGAUCCCAGUCGCCAUCGCAUGUGAGGUUAUCUUCCCUCUGUCGCCGUGGCAACAGAAGCUGCCCUUCCUACCCCUGCUGGUGACCUCGGUGUACUGCUCGAUGGGUGUGUGUUACUCCUUCCUGCGUUUGUACAUCAGCCUGCUGAGGGAGGAGGAGAGACCCAAACAGGCGUGAGCCGCUGUCCCGUACUGAACCUGAGAGGUCAGAUCCCCAGACUCACCUGCAGCUCACCUGUCCUCCUGCACACACACCAGACCUCAGACAGUGACUGCACACUGUGCGGACCAAUCAGGACAAAGGGACCACCGUGUUUACAAAAACUGUCCAACAACUGUGUCGUUGUUUACCGGCUGGAUUUUCAGUUUCUUCUUCUUUGUGUCAACCAACACAGACCUGUGACAUCACUUCCUGCCGUCAGAGAAGGCGUGGGAUCUCUGGGAACAGAUUAGUUUUGCACUACGCCGGUUAAAAAAACACAGAAAAUGUGAGUUACGAAGAGAAGGGGGGGGGGGCUGAACCUGAACCAUGAUGUGGAACUUUAAAUCCUGAAUUUAUCCUCAGUCGUGUACAGAUUUAAAGUUUAAAGACUGCAGAGACGUGGAAGGGAAAUUCUGUUUCUUUUUUUAAAAAUCUGGACCCAUUUUUUUUACAUUCCAUAAAAAUGACUGCAAAGUUUCUGAAUGUCUCCAGAAGGUUUGUUGAUCCUGCAGCGGGGUUUGGAUUCAUUUCUACAUUUAAAAUUCUGGUACAGCUUUAAAUGUGUCGCCCCACCCUCAAAGUUUGUUGUGAUGAUGUCACAGUCUGAAGCGUUUCAUAAGAUGGGUUAAAAAAUGUCUUUUAAAUCAAAUUAAACUGCAAACAGCC